AUUCCAUCAAAUCAAACCCUAAUUGAUUCCCGACCGAUUCAAUCCCGACCCCUUAAUCUGAUGUUCUUCUGAUUGCUGGAGUUGGGAUUUUGGUUUCCAUUGUCAAUCUGCAGUGUCGGUUUUGGAUUUGGGAUCUUAUUGAAACGUAAUAAUUUUGCUGAAAAUAAAAAAUAAAAAUGGGUCGAAUGGCGCGGAGUUGCAUCCAAUCGAUGCUAAAGCUCACGAAUUCGGUGUUAGGAAUGGUAGGAAUUGCUGUUGCUAUCUACGCUAUUUGGAUGCUUAGGGUUUGGCUCCGCCACUACGAAUCCACGGAGGUCCCUAUUCCCUGGUUCAUAUACACUGUUCUAGGGCUUGGGGUUGCUGUGUGCGUGAUUUCAUGCUCAGGACACGUUGCGGCCGAGACUGCUACCGGUUGUUGCUUGUACAUUUACAUGGUUUUUGUUUUUCUGCUUUUUGUGCUGGAAGCUACAGUCACUGCUGAUAUUUUCCUAAACCAUAAUUGGAAGGAGGACUUCCCGGAGGACCCAACUGGAAAUUUUGAUAAUUUAAAGGAUUUUAUCCAAGAAAACUUUGAUAUAUGCAAAUGGAUUGGCCUUUCAGUGGUUGCUUUAGAGGGGAUAAACAUCUUGUUGGCGAUGAUUCUCAAAGCAUUAGGACCACAUCCCGAGAGAUACUAUGAAAGUGACGAUGAGUAUCUACCAGCUAGAGUACCUCUCCUAAAGAAUUAUAUACCCCCACAAUCCUAUGUUGUUGGCGACCCAGCCUAUUCGGUGAAAAAUAAUGCUUGGAACAUGAGAGUUAAUAGUAAGACAAGUCGAUAAUCAAUUUUAUGGCCAUGAAGCAGAUGGAGGAGACAUCAAAUGUACAUGGAAUUUAAUUUAUUUAUUUUUGUCAUGGAAGGAGAACUACUUCCUCGUCUCUGGUACGCCUAAAUUUCAAUAAAACUGCAUAUUUUGUAUAUAACUCAAGAUAAUCAUAGCAAUAAUAAUGCUUGCAUUUCAAAAGAUACACAUUUGACAUUUUAUUGAUGUAUUAUAUAUCAUAUUUCUUUCUACUUGAGAAA
Messenger RNA from Andrographis paniculata, 1063 nucleotides. Its product is annotated as tetraspanin-19-like. Lineage: Eukaryota; Viridiplantae; Streptophyta; Magnoliopsida; Lamiales; Acanthaceae. The coding region runs from base 177 to 821 and encodes 214 amino acids. The record is from RefSeq and is a predicted model, not a curated record. Gene Ontology annotation, cellular component: membrane. The transcript is spliced from 6 exons.